GCAUUUAUUGCAUUGGCCUUGGUACCGCAUAAACACUGCCAGUUUCCGCGGCCACACUGAAAAACUCACCGAGCACUUCGUAUUAACUAUUAUGGGAUGAUUUAAUUUGCCAUUUGACCAGAAACAAAAUUCAACUCCUGAUUACUAGACACCAACGAUGACCUACACAGCAGAGGUCGGCUAGGUCGUGACCAGAUGACCCUCGGCCAUGGCUUCGUGUUUCUGCGUGCGUCUUGGCAAGGAAACAGUCAAGACGCUCGACUUUCGUCACUGCAAUUUGCGCUUUGUACCAGAAGAGAUCGUUGAAUAUGACGAAACUUUGGAGGAGCUCCUCCUGGAUUCCAACGACAUCCGAGAGCUGCCAAGGGAUCUGUUCCAUUGUGAGCUGCUCAAGAAGCUUGGGGUCAGUGACAAUGAACUGGUCACUAUCCCCACUGCUGUGGCUAGCCUUAUUCAUCUUGAGGAACUGGACAUCAGUAAGAAUGGGAUUGUGGAGCUACCUGACAACAUCAAGGGAUGCAAGAGUCUGAGACUGGUUGAAGUCAGUGUGAAUCCACUGGGAAAGCUUCCAGAAGGGUUCACUCAGCUGAUGAACCUGAGCCAUCUCUACCUCAACGACACUCUCCUGGACUACCUACCCGCUAGCUUUGGACGUCUUGCUAGGCUCAAGGUCCUGGAGCUCAGGGAAAACAGGCUCAAAGCUCUUCCAAAGUCUAUUUCAAGAUUGACAGAACUAGAGAGGCUUGAUUUGGGGCAGAACAGCUUCAGAGAGAUUCCUGAUGUGAUAGGUUGUCUGACAAAGUUAACUGAAGUCUGGAUAGAUACCAACAAAGUAACCCAACUCCCAAAGUCAUUUGGAAACCUGACCUGUCUGGUGUACUUUGAUGCAUCUUGUAACCGCCUUGAGUACUUACCCGCUGAGAUGGACCAACUUGAGAGCCUCACCGAUCUUCAUCUCUCAAAGAAUUUCCUCCAUCAGCUGCCCGAGAACAUUGGUCAACUAAGCAGCCUGACAACGUUGAAAGCAGACAACAACCAGCUAGCUUCCCUGCCCAGCUCCAUCGGUGGUCUGGUGUCCCUAGAGGAGCUCAUCUUGAGUGCCAAUGACCUGGAGGAGCUACCCCCAAGCAUCGGUCUACUGCGUAGGCUACGCCACCUCAAUGUGGACGAGAACAUGCUGCAGAGUGUACCGGCUGAGCUCGGUAGCUGCAGUGGGAUCACCUUGCUCUCCUUGAGAGGCAACUACCUCCAAGUCCUCCCCGAUGAGAUCGGCCGCAUCGCCAAGCUCACCGUGGUGAACCUGAGUAACAACCGUCUCCAGUCGCUGCCGUACAGCUUCACCAAACUCAAGAACCUCCAAGCGUUAUGGCUGUCAGAAAACCAGUCGAAGCCACUGAUUCCUCUGCAGUCAGAGUUUGUAGAUCAUAUUGGGACCAGAGUUCUCACAUGCUUCAUGUUUCCACAGCAGCCACAGGAUUAUGAAGAAGAUUCGUAUCUGAGUGAUGGAGAGAGCUUCCAUCAAUCUGUGUGGGAGCAGGAGAGAGCAAAAAGAUCCAAGAUUGUAUUCGACGUGGAAGAAUCAGAAUCGGAGCAUCACAAGAACACAGCCAGGGCCACCACCCCGUACCCUAAGGAGACCAUCAGACCUCGCUUUAGAAUGGGGGUCAUUGCUGCCCCUUCAAAUGGUCACAUUCCAGGCAAGAAACCCAACCUGAAGGAUAAGGUCCAGAGUCCACAGAUGGAACUGCUCCCAAGCAAACCCUCAGUUGAUACAAGGGGUUCCAGACGGGUCCGAGGGAGACGUGAGCUGGAGCUGGAUGGGAUACGGAUCAGAGAGGCAAAGGUCACCAGGCCCAGGUCACCGGGGUCAACCAUUACUGACAGUUUGCAUCUAUUCCAAGCUGAUAAGGAGAAGCGGGCCAAAGACAAGGCACGUCUCCGUCGAACACUGAGUGCUGAGAGCGAUACUGAAGUUAUCACUCCAAAAGGGAAAGGGUUCUUCAAGAAGUCCAAACAUGACCGUGGAGCCCACAGUGACACUGAGGCCAUUGACCCAGAGUGGACAUCCAAGACCAACAGCCAAAGGAGAUCACUGACCAUCGAGGACUCUGUCGGUCAAGAAAGAAGAUCUUCAGUUGAUUCGAGCCGGACACCGCUGAUGGAUGACCACAGAAAAAAUGACAUGAAGAAGGACAGAACUUCCUCUAGGCAAAAUGGAAGUGCCAAGCACAUUCGGCGAAGUGAUGGUGUGGUAACCGAUUAUGGAUUUAUUGAUCGAGGACAACACGGAGGUGAUUUUGUGGAUGGCCGAGGAACAAGAAGUGGUGAGAUUGUGCAAAAUGGGAGGAGGAGAAGUGAUGUGCCAUACGGUAGCAAUGAUCCGAGGAGAAGGAUGGGUAGGAAUAUGAACCAAGAUCCAAGGCUAAGUGGCACACCUGUGUCAGGCAAUGUGGCCUUCCAUGGGAAGAGGAAUGGACACCCGCGACGAUCAGGUUAUGGGACUGAUCCUGAGCUUGAGGAGCUGUACCAUCACUCACUAGAAAAGGACUCUCCCAGGAUGCAAAUAGCCCAGUACCAUACACCCUCCAAGAAAUCUGGUUACUCAACAGACCCUGAUCGCCGCACUCCGCAAAGCGGAAGGGCUGCUGCUCCGGGUGGCAAUAAGCAAACUAGCAAUAAAAAACCUGAACCCCAUCAUCCACAUUCAGGGUAUGGUACUGAUUCUGAAAUCAUGGCGUACAAUGGUCCUUUUGAUUACACUUCUCCUGCAGAAGAUCAUGGAAGAUCUUCCAGAGUUGCUCAAAGGACCCUUGAUAAACGGAUUGAUUACACACCUCCUGUGGAAGAUCAUGGAAGAUCUUCCAGAGUUGCUGAAAGGUCUCUUGAGAAACGCAUUGAUUACACACCUCCUGUGGAAGAUCAUGGAAGAUCUUCCAGAGUUGCUGAAAGAUCUCUUGAGAAACGCAUUGAUUACACACCUCCUGUGGAAGAUCAUGGAAGAUCUUUCAGAGUUGCUCAAAGGUCUCUUGAGAAACGCAUUGAUUGCACACCUCCUGUGGAAGAUCAUGGAAGAUCUUCCAGAGUUGCUCAAAGGACUCCUGAGAAACAGAGUCGGAUACCAAAGAGGCAACCUGAAGCUUACGAUGAUCGCAAAGGACAGUGGGUUGAUGGCAAAGGGUAUGUGAAAGAACUAAAUCAAGAAAGAGUUGGUGAAGAUAACGAUGAGAAUUUGCAUUGGGCGUACCCUACAUUUGAGUCCAAUAAAGGCACUGGAUUUGAUGACGAACAAAAAGUUGAGAAAAGGGAUUACACGGAGGAACCAAGGGGUGGUAAUCAUGCUAGAACAAAACGAUUUGAUAAUUCAAGUGACCUUGGUAGACGUGCUAUGGCCAAUGCUGUCAUGGAAAAGGGAGAUGGACAUCCAAAGGAAGUAGGAAAAGUGGAUCUGUCCUCAGAGACGGAAAGCCAUCAAGAGCUGCAUUGGGACAUCUCUGAAAUUCUUGGUAGUUCAAGUAGAACACCGGGACAGUUGAGUACUCCUGCCUCCUCUCCUCAGAAAUCCAAGGCAGACAGUGUUGAGCAUGUGUUCAUGGGUAACGAUGAGAGACCAAAGAGAGACAAGAAGAUCAAGUCUUCAACUCCGGAAAAUGAAAGGCAGAGUGAGAAAAUUUGCACAGUUGUAAGCAAUGGAUCUGUUCCAAAUGUAGCACUUACGCUUGAGGAUAACAUGUUUGGUGUAGAAAAUCAAAUGACAAACCUUGAACUAAGAUCAAACAUUGAUGGCCCCAGGGAUGGAAGACCUCUUCCACCCUAUUCCAAGAAGAGAGAUCCCAACUUGUCUCUACCUCCAAGUCCUGCACAGCUGGAUCACAGGGACCCUUCGGCAUCACCCAUUGACGUAAAAGCAGGGUCAAACAAAAUGUCACAACUGCAGUAUUACCCAUCAAAACAUAGAAGUGAUUCUCCACUGCCUCACCACAGCAAUAGAAACACUCCUAACGACAUUGCCCCAAACACUAGAACACAUCUCAGGAACCAAACCCCCAAUCUCCACAUUGUAAACCAAAAUAUGCUGCAGAGCGAGAGUCGAAAACCAAGUGAUCAUUUGACUAAUCAAAUUGCAAAGCGAGGAGCCAUUCCAACGUAUGACGAAGCUGUGUUGCGAAGGAAAGACAGUCUUGGAAAGCAGCAGUCCCAUUCCUUAAACUCACUCACCAGGGACAUAAGCAAGCAACUGAAAGUGUACCCUAUACCAGUGGCAGCUUCCAAUGAAGACCUCUUGUCUACCAAACAAAAACAGGAGGCCCAUUAUACAACUCGGGCUAGACCUUCCAAUGAACGACUUAACGAUGAGAUAGAUGAUUAUGAGAUCAUCAGUGAUUGGCAUCAGGGUCCUCGAGCGAAGGAUCAUGAGUUGCAGGGGCAACCUCAUGACAGAAAACCUCAGUCGUACCCUGACACCAGGCAAGGACAAGACAGCAAAUUGAAAGAACAAAGUAAUGAUGAUGCGUUGUUGCAUCAGAAUCAAAAGAGAUCAAGUACCCCAAGUAGUCAGAUUCCGAGGCAUCUAUCAGAGAGAACCGAUAUGUUACAGAAGCAACGUUCUGCAGGUGAUGCUGGAUAUCAACAGAGAAGUAGAUAUGGUCAAAGGGAACAGGUUAAUGAAAACUGGAAGCAAGAGGCUGACGUUAGUAGAAACAUUCCAAGAGGAAAAUCUCCUUUACCACGCUAUGCAGCUCAGAGAACACCAACUGCCAAGGAAGAACUGCAACAUACCUACAAAGAUGGAAGACAGUCGUAUUCAACAGUCCAUGACCACAGGCCAAAAGAGAUUGAUCACAUCAAUCAAGAAAAUACUCAGUACCGCAAACAUGAUGAGAGGAAGUAUUCUGAUCGUACCGAAUCAGUUCCAAACAGACACAGUGAUGCUGAUCACCAUGACCAAACAGAUGGAGUAUCCGGCAGCCAAAGAGACAUCAAUCAUAACAGACCUCAAGACUCCGCAUACAUCGGACAGAGAGACACCAGGUACAGUGGCCAGUACACCCCUACCUACAACCAGGAUGCAACCCCUGAUCAAUUUCUGUCAGCACCAUCUUAUGGGGAAAGACAGAGUACCAAGGAGAGUCUUCAACCUGUUGAAGUUAAUGAUGAUAAUUGGAAGCACCACCUACUGAACAAGCUUGCCACAAAGAACUUGACACCAGUAGAUGACGAACAGACCCUGGUAUCUAUCCGACGUCAAGGAGAGAGCACCAAGUCCACCGUACAGCAGAGAAGGCUGCAUGUUCUACGAGCAAGAAUGCAGAAUGACUUGAAACCUGGUGAUGAAUCCAUUGACGAGGUGUUUCACUCUCCCUCUCUGCCAUCCCGCUCCCCUGGCUUCAAACCCCAAUCCCAUGUCCCACCCAACAACAACACCCACCACCACCCCCAUCCCCAUCCCCAGUACCAAUCCCAGGACAAGCAGACUCCGGAUAGCACCUCCGGUAUCAGGAACCGCCCUCACCACCACCACCACCACCACCAACAUCCCACUCCUGACACCCACGAGUCACCUGGCCAGAAGCCAUGGCAGGAUGAACCUGUUAGGAAAGGGCCUCCACCAGGAUAUCACCACCAGAGGGACUGGUCUCCUUCAUCCUAUGAAAAACCUCCUCAGAUGAUGGACCAUGUGGAUGUAGCAGAAACUAGGAGGGGUACCCCGCCAGGCAGUUCAGGAAGCUCCACCACUGGUUGCAAUGGGCGUAACUUUGCCCCCUCUCCCAGCCUCCAGCGGCGCCUGCCCCCCUACCAUUCCACUGUCGCCCAAUCCCAAUCUCCCCUUCCUGUCAGGAGAGCUGACCCAGAUGGCAUUGGGGGCCCCAAAACGAUUCCAUUGGUAAUCUAUAAGAACCCUGGCCUUGGAUUCAGCAUCACUGGAGGUCAGAAUUCUCCUGGGAAUCCUUUUCAUCCUGAAGACAUGGGUAUCUUCGUGACCAAGGUGCAACCAGACGGUCCUGCAGACCAUUGCCUGCUCCCUGGAGACAAGAUUCUUACCGUCAACAACCAGGACUUUGUGGACAUUGAUCAUGAGCAGGCUGUCCAGGUGCUCAAGAACAGUAACCCGGUUUCAAUGGUAGUCAGCAGAGAAACAUGAGGAGCUUUGUCCAGCCUUAAUUUCAAGAACCAGGACUGUUUCAGCUUAGAUAAUGAACAGGCAAUCUUUGCCCUCAAGAACAGUAACCCAGUAGUUGUGAUCACCAGGAGAGAAACUUGUGAUCAAGGUGCAACCAGACAGUCCUAUAGACCAUUGCCUGCUCCCUGGAGACAAGAUUCUUACCGUCAACAACCAGGACUUUGUGGACAUUGAUCAUGAGCAUGCUGUCCAGGUGCUCAAGAACAGUAACCCAGUUUCAAUGGUAGUCAGCAGACAAACAUGAGGAGCUUUGUCCAGCCUUAAUUUCAAGAACCAGGACUUUGUGGACAUC
Messenger RNA from Strongylocentrotus purpuratus (purple sea urchin), 6470 nucleotides. RefSeq lists its product as uncharacterized. The record is from RefSeq and is a predicted model, not a curated record. Gene Ontology annotation, cellular component: postsynaptic density; postsynaptic membrane; adherens junction. Gene Ontology annotation, biological process: neurotransmitter receptor transport, endosome to postsynaptic membrane; neurotransmitter receptor transport postsynaptic membrane to endosome. Gene Ontology annotation, molecular function: protein binding. Lineage: Eukaryota; Metazoa; Echinodermata; Echinoidea; Camarodonta; Strongylocentrotidae. The coding region runs from base 209 to 6139 and encodes 1976 amino acids. The transcript is spliced from 21 exons.